AUGGAAGCUGCGAGAGCUGAUGCGUUAGAACAGAGGAUGGGUAACGUCGAAAAUACUUUGGAUGAGAUUCGAUUGUUACUACGUGAGCGAAGUCGACCUCGACAAAGGCAAGGAAGGACACGUCGGAGACCGUCACCUACAGAGGAGGGCAAUAGAAGUGACGGUAGCAUGGUAUCGGGAGAAUCGCGUCCUCGUUUUCCCAGGUACCAGGGACACCGACGUAAGCUAGAGAUCCCGAUAUUCAAAGGGGAUGAUGCUUAUGGGUGGUUGGUUCGUAUUGAACGGUAUUUUCGUUUGAAUGAAGUACGCGUUCGUGAUAAGUUAGAUGCAGCUGUGAUCGCCUUAGAGGAUAAGGCCAUAAAUUGGUUUGUGUGGUGGGAAGAACAAACUGCAUCAAGGACUUGGGAUGAGUUUAAACUCUCGCUGAUUAGAAGAUUCCAACCAGGAAUUCUUCAAAACCCACUUGGUCCAUUGUUGAAUCUGAAACAAAAGGGGACAGUUAUGGAGUUUAGAGAGCAAUUUGAAACGUUGGUAGCUCCAGAAAAGAAUGAUGCUUUGAUGAAACGAGGAGCUGGAGGAAAGGAGAAGGGGGAAUGGAAGGAUAGAGGCGGUGCAGUAAAGUUUAGAGACCCUGGUGAUUUUGGAGGAGCCAAGAGAGAUAGUGAUAAGAGGGGGGCUGUAGGUGGAGAUAAUUUCAAAGGCAAGUGGUUGAGUUCGGCAGAGUUGGAAGAUAGGCAUAAGAAAGGACUGUGUUUCAAGUGUGGAGAUAAAUGGGGCAGAGAUCACACUUGCAAGUUCAAACAUAUGAGUUUGAGGCUAUGUGAUUGGAGUAGUGAGGAAGAGAAGGAGUUGAUAGCAGAGGAGGAGAGUGGAGAGGAAGAGCCAGUAAGGGAGUUAAAAAACCUACAGUUGUCAUUACACAGCAGAGAAGGGUUCACUUCCAACAAGUCCUUCAAGGUGUGGGUGAGAGUAGGGGAAAGACAAGUGAGGACCUUGAUUGAUUCAGAUGCCACUAGUAAUUUCAUAACAUCUGGAUUAGUGAAAGAAUUGAAAUUGCCAGUAGUUGAUACACCCACCUAUGUCAUCGAAGUGGGGAACGGGGAGAAGGUGAGAAACAAUGGUGUGUGUGAAGGUUUACAAUUCAACAUUCAAGGGGUUGAAUUUAAACAACAUUUUUUCAUUAUGGAACUGAGUGGUUCAGAAAUGGUGCUUGGUAUGGACUGGUUAGCAAGCUUGGGCAACAUAGAAGCUAAUUUUAGCAAUCUUUGUCUGAAGUGUGAAUUAGAUGGAAAAAAAUACACCAUCCAAGGAGAUCCAACUAUGUGCAACAGUCAAGCAACUUGGAAGACAAUGAUUAAAGCUUUGCCUGAUGAGGGGAUGGGAUUUUAUAUACACACGAUCAGUGGUGAUGCAACAGAAGUAGUAGAAGGUGGAGAUAGGUCUGAAUGGGGGAAGGUGAUUAAUGAAUUUGCUACAGUUUUUAACAUGCCCUCUGGAUUACCACCAAUUAGAGAGCAUGAUCAUGCUAUACUGCUCAAGCCAGAUGCCAACAUUCCUAAUCUGAGGCCAUAUAGGUACCCGUAUUAUCAAAAGAAUGAGAUAGAGAAGAUUGUCAAAGAAAUGAUGCACGCUGGUAUCAUAAGGCACAGUACCAGCCCAUUCUCCAGUCCAGUUUUGCUAGUGAAAAAGAAAGAUGAAGGGUGGAGAUUUUGCACUGGCUAUCUCAGGACUUACAAAAAAAUUGCUAGUGUGGUGUAUUAG
Trifolium pratense (red clover) is the source of this 1761-nucleotide messenger RNA. RefSeq lists its product as uncharacterized. The coding region runs from base 1 to 1761 and encodes 586 amino acids. The transcript is spliced from 2 exons. Lineage: Eukaryota; Viridiplantae; Streptophyta; Magnoliopsida; Fabales; Fabaceae. The record is from RefSeq and is a predicted model, not a curated record.